This is a messenger RNA of Trachymyrmex cornetzi, 1080 nucleotides long. RefSeq names its product endocuticle structural glycoprotein SgAbd-8. The record is from RefSeq and is a predicted model, not a curated record. Bases 79 to 480 code for a protein of 133 amino acids. Gene Ontology annotation, cellular component: chitin-based extracellular matrix. Lineage: Eukaryota; Metazoa; Arthropoda; Insecta; Hymenoptera; Formicidae. Gene Ontology annotation, molecular function: structural constituent of chitin-based larval cuticle. The transcript has 2 exons.
GGUUUCUGGGCAAUACUAUAUAAAAGGCGUCUCCUCAAUUUUGAUCUUAUAACGGGAUACACAGUCGUGAUCAGCAUCAUGAAGGCUCUGACCGCCACACUUCUCUGCGUGCUCGUAGUGGCUGCAUUUGCUGCACCCCCGAAUUCUUUGCAUGAUACUUUCAUCCCCAUCGUAGCUUCGCAGCAGGACGGACCAAAUCCUGACGGUUCAUACAGCUACGGCUACCAGACCGGAAAUGGCAUCCAAGCACAGGAGCAGGGUCAGCUUUUCAAUAUCGCCAAAGAUGAGGACGCUCUUCGUGUUCAGGGAUCUUUCAGCUAUACUGAUGACAAUGGCAAUCCUAUCAGCUUGAGCUACAGUGCCGAUGAAAGUGGUUUCCAUCCUCAGGGCGAGCAUCUGCCAAUUGCACCUCCGAUCCCCUCUGCUAUCUUGAGAGCUUUGGAGUACAAUGCCCAGCAUCCCGAGGAAGACAACCUGUAGAAGCAUUAUAGUAACGUACAGACUAUUUAGACUGAAAUUUUAUCAGUGAUACUUCGAUCUUAUAAUCUUUAGUAUUACGUGCAAAAUUAUGUGUAUCUCCUACUGUUGAUAUAAGAAUACGCGAGACGUGAAGUAUAAUACACUUAUUUAGACGAAGAAUUCGAGUCAAGAGAGAGACAAAUUGCCAAAUUAAGAUGAUAUUUUUCUCUUAUCUAUUUUACAAUACUAUAGUCUCAUUUGUCGUGCUCAAAAUAGUAGAUAUAUUAACAAAUAUUAAUUCAGUAUCAUUAUAUAUAUAAUUACAAUGAGUUAAAGAUUUCAUUGAAAAUUAAACGUAUCAAAAUUACGUGUAAUGUCUAUCACGAUUUUUGGACUUUAAAUCUUUAGCUGCAUUUAUAAUUCUAACAUAUUCAAAUAAUUUAGCAAAUUUCCUUUGGCGACAGUGUUGUCCCAGGAUUGAAUUAGUGCAGUUAAUUAGCACCUGCUGUAUCAAUUAAGGAGUCGCGUAGCGCACAUACUGUGUAUACAAAACCACAACCGCAACGUUUAUAUUAAACGUUAUUUCUGUUAACUGUCAAAAUAAACGCGUUUGAACGUUGA